AUGGGAGCAGAGAACGGACAACCGGGCCCCAUGGCCAAGGUCAGCGAGGUUAUCUCGACGUACCGACCAACGAGGCUCUUCAAAGCCCCCAACCUGCACUACACAUCGCUCGACUUCGACUCAACCGGCGAACUGCUCCUCCUCGCCCGCACUGACGAUACUCUUCAUAUCUACAACACAAAGGCUGGCGCACAUGCAAAAGAACUCAAGUCACAAAAGCACGGUUGCGCCCUUGCUCGCUUCACACAUCACUCACAAUCCGUUAUCUACGCCUCCACCAAACUCAACCAUGAUAUCCGAUACCUUUCUGCCCAUGAUAACUCCUACAUUCGCUACUUCAAAGGCCACACCGACAGGGUCACCUCCAUUCAGCUCUGCCCUAGCAAUGACACCUUCCUCUCCGCCUCUCUUGAUAAUACGGUGAAAUUGUGGGACCUACGCUCUUCUUCUCCGCAGGGCAGUCUCAACUUGCACGGCGCCGUCCUGACUGCUUACGAUCCUUCGGCCACUGUCAUUGCCAUCGCCUCUCCCGCUACUCAGACCAUUGUUCUCUAUGAUGUUCGCAAUUACGACAAGCCUCCUUUUGCAACCUUUGAUAUGCAGGAUAUUGAACGUCGCUUCAGCCACUACGGCCAAGCUCAAGCUCAGGGUUGGACUACUCUGGAGUUCAGCAACAACGGCCAGUACAUUUUGGUGGGAACCAACGGCCCCGGCCACUACGUCCUUGACGCCUUUGAGGGUACCUUGAAAGCCUAUCUAUACCGCGCUCAGGGCCCUCCACCAUUCCCAUCUCAGCUUGGUCAAAGCGACAGUCCCUUGCGUCAUACUCAAGCCUCGCUCCAAGGCGACGCUUGCUUCAGCUCUGACGGCCGCUAUGUCGUCUCAGCCUCGUCCAAGGGCGGCAUGUUGGUAUGGGACCUGCUUGCUGAUAAGCGCUCUGACGGCACCAUGAAUCCCAUGACCGAUUUGCCAGGUCCAAGAACGUCUACUGUCGUCGGCGUGAACCCGAGAUACAACAAUCUCGCCAGCGCUGGUCAAGACGUCGUACUAUGGCUGCCCGACCCUGAACUGGCUUGA
Molecule: messenger RNA, 1077 nt
Organism: Aureobasidium melanogenum CBS 110374
Lineage: Eukaryota; Fungi; Ascomycota; Dothideomycetes; Dothideales; Saccotheciaceae
Product: histone H3 methyltransferase complex and RNA cleavage factor II complex, subunit SWD2
Exons: 2
Coding region: 1-1077 (358 amino acids)
Cellular component (GO): Set1C/COMPASS complex
Molecular function (GO): protein binding; chromatin binding
Source: RefSeq, a predicted model, not a curated record